AUGUCCACGCCCAGCCUCCUCUCCCUCAACUCCCCAACCGACAUAACCACCACCUGCAAUACCCACCCCCUCACCCCCACCGAACUCACAACCCUCCAAACGCGCUCCUCGGCCGCAAAACUCACAGCCUACUGUCCCUACUCACGAUUCCGCGUGGGUGCCACGAUUCUCACGAAAAACGGUGAAUACAUAGAUGGAGCUAAUGUGGAAAAUGCAGCGUAUCCUGUAGGAACUUGUGCGGAGAGGGUAGCGUUUGGAAAGGCGGUUACGGGGGGUUCGAGGGAGGUGGGGUUUAAGGCUUUGGGGUUGAGUACGGAUGGGAGUGGGGAUGUGCCGGCUAGUCCGUGUGGGAUGUGUAGACAGUUUAUACGCGAAUUUUGCGAUUUGGAUAUGCCAAUCUUUAUGUUUGAUAAUGAUGGGAAAUUUGUCGUUGCGAAAUUAGAAGAGCUCCUACCAAUGUCCUUUGGACCGGAAGCUUUACCACCGAGGGAAAGUCUGGGGAUAGGUGGUACGGUUUUGUUGGCUUCUGGUGUGUGGUACAUGUGGAGUUAUAUUGAGGAGGGGUUGAAAUAUAUUCUAGGAGAGAAAAGGAAAGAGGAGAGUUUCAAAAUAACCAACAUGAAAGGCGAAAAGGAGGCUGUGAAAUGGGAGUAG
Sclerotinia sclerotiorum 1980 UF-70 is the source of this 654-nucleotide messenger RNA. RefSeq lists its product as hypothetical. The transcript is spliced from 4 exons. Gene Ontology annotation, molecular function: cytidine deaminase activity; zinc ion binding. NCBI's taxonomy places the organism in Eukaryota, Fungi, Ascomycota, Leotiomycetes, Helotiales, Sclerotiniaceae. The coding region runs from base 1 to 654 and encodes 217 amino acids. The record is from RefSeq and is a predicted model, not a curated record. Gene Ontology annotation, cellular component: cytosol.